AUGCUUCGUGCAUUAGACCAGGGGCGCUGUAAAGGGGGGAACCUCCUGGCAGCUGCUGAUUAUCUCAGUGUCUUGGGCAUCGUGCAGCGCUGCUGUGAUUUCCUGCAUGAGCAGCUCUGCCUCAACAACUGCAUUGGCCUUCUUAAAAUCGCCGAUGUCUACUGCGUAAACGAGCUGCACCAGUCUGCAUUCAACUUAAUCUUGAAAAACUUCAAGGAGGUUGCCAUCAGCUCAAAUGAGUUCCCAGAACUAAGUCUUGAACAACUUUCUGACAUCAUCGAGCAGGAUGAGCUUAAUGUCAGAGAAGAGGAUGUAGUGUUUGAGGCCAUCCUCCGGUGGAUCGAGCACGAGCCUGCCACCCGAGAGGCCCACAUUUCAGUCCUAUUGGCCAAGAUUCGGAUGGCUCGUAUGGAUCCGGAAUACUUCAUGAAAAUCGUCAAAGCCAACGAUCUAGUGAAGGCCAAUGUGGCGUGCAGGCCAAUCAUCACUGAUGUACUGAAGGUCAUCUAUGAUCUUCAUGAUGAACGUCCACGAUCUGAUUUUGAGAACCCACUGAUCCGCCCGCGCUUGCCCUCUGACAUUUUGCUGGCUGUUGGUGGAUGGAACAUGCGCACGACAAACUGGAUUGAAGCCUAUGACACCCGGGCCGACCGCUGGGUGGAUAUAACACAGGGGCAGGAGACUCGCCAGUCCGGCCAUGGCAGUGUGUGUUUAAAUGGCUUCAUGUAUUGUUUUGGGGGUUAUGAUGGCCAUAAUUUCACCGAUGCUGUGCUCAGAUUUGACCCCGUCGCACGGACAUGGCAGCACAUGGCCCCUAUGCACUGGCGCCGCUGUUGUGUCAGUGUGGCCGUAAGUAACGGCUUCAUCUAUGUGAUGGGUGGCCGUUUAGACGUGUCGCCUCUGAAUAUCGUAGAGCGAUAUGACCCAAAUGCCAAUGAGUGGACCAUCAUCCAGCCCAUGAACGAGGAGCGACAGGAUGUGGGCGGUACCAACGGGGCUCAUCCAGUGCGGACUAUGGAGGUCUAUGACCCUGCAAUUAACCAGUGGCACGCUGGGCCUCCCAUGAGACAACAAAGAAGCUAUUUCGGCAUCGCAGUGGUGGACGGCUUGCUGUUUGCGAUGGGAGGCUCCGAUGGCUUCAAAGACAGAUCAGCCACUCUAUUAGGAACAUUACGCUUUUUGGUUGCGGCUGAUUAUCUCAGUGUCUUGGGCAUCGUGCAGCGCUGCUAUGAUUUCCUGCAUGAGCAGCUCUGCCUCAACAACUGCAUUGGCCUUCUUAAAAUCGCCGAUGUCUACUGCGUAAACGAGCUGCACCAGUCUGCAUUCAACUUCAUCUUGAAAAACUUUAAGGAGGUUGCCAUCAGCUCAAACGAGUUCCCAGAACUAAGUCUUGAACAACUUUCUGACAUCAUACAGCAGGAUGAGCUGAAUGUCAGAGAAGAGGAUGUGGUGUUUGACGCCAUCCUCCGGUGGAUCGAGCACGAGCCUGCCACCCGAGAGGCCCACAUUUCAGCUCUGUUGCCCAAGAUUCGGAUGGCUCGUAUGGAUCCGGAGUACUUUAUGAAGAUCGUCAAAGCCAACGAUCUGGUGAAGGCCAAUGCGGCGUGCAGGCCAAUUAUCACUGAUGUCAUGAAGGUCAUCUAUGAUCUUCAUGAUGAAAGUCCACUCUCUGAUUUUGAGAACCCACUGAUCCGCCCGCGCUUGCCCUCUGACAUUUUGCUGGCUGUUGGUGGAUGGAACAUGCACACGACAAACUGCAUCGACGCAUAUGACACACGGGCCGACCGCUGGGUGGAUAUCACGCAGGAGGAGCAGAGCAACCUAGCUGGUCAUGGCACGGUGUACCAUGAUGGGUUUGUGUACUGCAUUGGGGGGUUUGAUGGGCAAAACUUUAUCGAUACCGUGCGCAGAUACGACCCGAUCACACGAGCAUGGCAGCAGAUGGCCCCAAUACACUGGCAACGCUGUAAUGUUAGUGUGGUCGUGCUCGAUGGGCUCAUCUAUGCCAUGGGUGGCCAUAUUGGUUUCUGGCCCCUCGACAUCGUAGAGUGCUACAACCCAAAAACCAAUGAAUGGACCCAGAUCGAGUCCAUGAAUGAGAGGAGAAACGAUGCCAGCGCCACCACCCUGAAUGGCAAGAUAUACAUCUGUGGGGGCCACAAUGGAACAGAGAGCCUAUCUACAGUGGAGUGCUUUGACCCCCUCACUAACGAAUGGAGCUUGAUCACUCCAAUGAGCACUCCCCGUCACAGCCUUGGAGUCACGGCGUAUAAAGGGAAGAUAUAUGCGGUGGGCGGUAUCAACAGGCCUGAUCACCUGCAGACCAUGGAGGUCUAUGACCCUACCACAAACCGCUGGCAUGCUGUGGCCCCCAUGUCCACACCGCGCAGUGAGUUUGGCAUCGCAGUGGUGGACGACCUCCUAUUUGUGAUGGGCGGCCACGAUGGGUUUGGGGUAACUAACAAGGUGGAGUGCUAUGAUGCGGGGACAGGCAGCUGGUAUCGUGCGCAGGACAUGAGCCGAGCCAGACAGCAUUUCAGCUGCUGCGUAGUGCCUGCGCACCCCCGCAUCAUAGAAUACGCUUCACCUCGUUAGUCCCUAAUGGCCGCCAAGGAGGAGAGAAACCCAUCUGCCCACAACAGCAUGCCCAACUCUGCUUCCUCAUUGGAAGGUGUGUUGGUGGGAUCGAGGUCUUUGAAGACAAAGCUGUCCGGAAGUAAUUUUCCAUGGCCUCGCUAAACUCCUCCCACACCUGAGUUUUUACCUCGACGACCGCCGAAGCCGCAUUCCAACAUACCAUCAACGCUGUCCACCAGCGGGUUCGGGGAUUGCUGCCACAACAGGCCACAGCUCCAGUCAGCCGCCUCCACAAUGGAGGCAUGGAACAAGGCCCAUUCGUACUAGUCAGUCCCCUGCGUCCUCCAGGACAUGGGAGAAGCUCUGCUGGAGAUGGGAGCUGAAUCUUCUCCUGACAUUGCAUACUUAAAAUAAAGUUUUCUUUUUCAUAUUA
Molecule: messenger RNA, 3010 nt
Organism: Brienomyrus brachyistius
Lineage: Eukaryota; Metazoa; Chordata; Actinopteri; Osteoglossiformes; Mormyridae
Product: kelch-like protein 10
Exons: 9
Coding region: 1-2595 (864 amino acids)
Molecular function (GO): protein binding
Source: RefSeq, a predicted model, not a curated record